Messenger RNA from Amphibalanus amphitrite, 1651 nucleotides. RefSeq names its product GPI-anchored hemophore cfmA-like. The transcript is spliced from 4 exons. Bases 275 to 1249 code for a protein of 324 amino acids. The record is from RefSeq and is a predicted model, not a curated record. NCBI's taxonomy places the organism in Eukaryota, Metazoa, Arthropoda, Thecostraca, Balanomorpha, Balanidae.
ACAGGCACACACACGGCCGUCGUUCACUCUCGUAGUAUCCAGCCGGGUCCGCACACCUUUCGCCAGCCUCAUUGGAUCAAAGCCGCCCGUCGCCGCCGGCGCGGGAUGCCCCAGCUGGAGGCAGUGGUGACGUCACAGAACGUCCGCCAAUCGGCGGCGCGGCUGAUGGCCGGCGGGCGACAGGGCACUUAUACGGUGCCGGGAGGGUGCCGGCAUUCGAGUGUGGAUUGGAGAGGUGGAAGGUUGUGAAUAGUGCGGCAGAACGCAGACAGCCAUGUGGACGACAGCACUCGUAGCGCUGGCUCUGGCUCAUGCCGGCCAUGGGUUCGUCAUGUCUGGGCUGAACGUGCCCCCGGCUCCCGAGUACGGCGCAACAGUCACCCUGGAGACCAACUACCGGCUCGGCCGCGGCGAGUACAUCAGGAAGAUGAAGUGGUACAAGGACGAUGUCGUGUUCAUGUCGUACGCUGAGCGCCCCAAGAAGUUCCUCAACUGGUCGCCCCUGCCCGGCGUCAACAUCGAUGAGGCGGCUUCUACGCCGAGUGCUGUGGUGCUGACCGAUGUCGGGGACGAGACGUCCGGCCAGUAUACGCUAGAGGUGCAGGUGUACGGACCCGGCGGCAACGUGGCCAACAUCGUCAACGGACAGUACAUGAGCGUCGGAGGAGCGGACACCCUGGGAACUCGGUUCGGCGGUAAUGCAGGCGCCUUCAACCCGGGCACCUUCUUCCAGGGAUUCGGGCCCGGAUUCCCGUUCAACAACUUCCAGGGCACGUUCCAGAGCUCUUCCAGCACCGGUGACCUGGGUCCCGACUCGCUCGGCACGCGCACCUCGUUCCAGAGCUCGAGCUCCAGCGCCGGCGGCGCGGUGCCCGACACUCUGGGCACGCGCACCAAUUUCCAGAGCGCCUCUGCCGGCGGCAACACCGCCUUCCAGAGCUCCGGGCCAGAGGGCUCCUUCCAGAGCGCCGGCACCAGCUUCCAGGGCACGGACGCUAACGGCAACUUCUUCCAGAGCAGCGUGUCCAGCGGCCCGGGCAGCGCCCAGAGCGUGCAGACGGCCUUCACCGGCAGCGGGGUCGGACCCCUGGGCGUGCGCUCCAGCUUCCAGAGUGCCUCCUCGACCGGAGACGUGGGCCCCGGCCCGGCUCUGGCAGUCCAGAGCGCCGUGGCCCAGGCGGAGGCGCAGGUUCAGCAGGCGGUCAACCAGAUCAACCAGCUGCAGGCGGCGCUGGCCAACCUGGGCUAGACCAGCCGGGGAUAGCUCGUCGGGGGAGUGUAGGAGAUGUAAGGCUAGGAGCUUCCUUCCUCGAACAGAUGAGUGCAUAACCACCACAGCUGUGACGAAGUUGUCAUUAGGUGGAAUGCGGAAAGUACUGGAGGAGAUGUGAACAGGAAUCAGUGGAUCUAUGUGGAGUGCUGAGAAGAGGGCAUCUGAGAUAGCUAUGUUAUCUUUCAUCAGCGAUCAGAGAGUCAUGCUCUGUCGUUUGCGGCAUACUGGCCCUUCAGGUGCGUUGUGCCAUUCAUGAGAGGCUUUGGGUCUAUCAUGUACACUGCAAUUAGUGGGGACUGAUGACAUGCAUUGGUAUACGCACUUCAUCGGCGAUUCCGCUGACUUUGCAGAAAAUAUACAUACACGGAGUGACAUAUA